Fulmarus glacialis (Northern fulmar) is the source of this 1970-nucleotide messenger RNA. Its product is annotated as E3 ubiquitin-protein ligase CBL-B-like. Gene Ontology annotation, molecular function: SH3 domain binding; ubiquitin protein ligase activity; receptor tyrosine kinase binding. Gene Ontology annotation, biological process: signal transduction; negative regulation of epidermal growth factor-activated receptor activity. The annotation marks the transcript as partial. Lineage: Eukaryota; Metazoa; Chordata; Aves; Procellariiformes; Procellariidae. Gene Ontology annotation, cellular component: plasma membrane; membrane raft. The record is from RefSeq and is a predicted model, not a curated record. The transcript has 9 exons.
UUGAAGUGCAAUGAGAGGCAGAAUUCACCAGUGACUUCCCCGGGAUCUUCCCCUCUUUCACAAAGAAGAAAACCACUUCCAGACCCCCUGCAAAUCCCACAUCUUAGUCUUCCACCUGUACCUCCUCGUCUGGAUCUUAUUCAGAAGGGAGUAGCACGGUCACCAUGUGCCAGCCCAACUGGAUCACCAAAGUCUUCUCCUUGUAUGGUAAGGAAACAAGACAAACCUUUGCCAGCACCACCACCUCCCUUGCGUGAUCCUCCGCCGCCCCCACCAGAGAGACCCCCUCCAAUUCCACCAGACAACAGGAUAAGCAGACACCUGCAUCAUCCAGAAAGUGUGCCUUCCAGAGACCAGCCGAUGCCCCUUGAAGGCUGGUGUCCCAGAGAAGUGUUUGGGACAAGUCAGUUAAUAGGAUGUCGAAUAGGGAGUGAUGCUUCUCCCAAACCAGGACUGACUGCAAUUUCGAACAUAAAUGGAAGGCACAACCGCAUAAGUUCUGAUCCAGGAUUUAUGAGGAAACAUAGACGUCACGAGCUGCCUGCAGAAGGUGCCAAGGUCUUUUCAAAUGGUCAUCUGAUAAAUGAAGAAUAUGAUGUCCCUCCACGACUUUCACCCCCUCUUCCAGCUGCCUCCAUCAUCCCUAGUAUAAAGUGCCCUGUUCCUUCAGCAAAUUCUCUGUCUGAUAAAUCAAGGGAUCACACAGAUGAUGAUGAUGAAUACAAAGUUCCUUCUUCACAUCCUGUAAUACUGAGCUCACAACCACCUCAUAGUCAUAAUAUAAAACCUCUUGCUCGGGUGUGUGAGAAUGGUCAGUGUGCUGGAGUAACGAAUGGGACACACAGUGCUACUUCUGAGAUGAAGAAAUCAAAACAUCCAGAGUUAGGAGAUGUCUAUGAUGCACCUACUGUUCCGGUACCUUUGCCACCUGCACGACCACCUACAAGAGACAACCCAAAACACAGCUCUUUGCUCAACAGGACACCCUCCGAUUAUGAUCUUCUGGUGCCCCCUUUAGGUGAAGAUGCGUUUGAUAGCUCACCCCCUUCACUACCACCACCACCACCACCUGCUCGGCACAGCAUGAUUGAGCACACAAAACCUGCUGGCUCAGGAAGCCGACCUCCUUCAGGACAGGAACUGUUCCUGCAUUCUGAUCCCCAUUUUGAUCCAAUAACUGGUCAUGUUCCUUUGCCACCUGCUCGUAGAGUAACUGGUGAAAACGUCAAAACAAAUAGGACAUCUCAAGACUAUGAUCAACUUCCUCCUCCUUCAGAUGGUUCACAAGCACCAGCCAGACCCCCUAAACCACUUCCUCGGAGGACUGCACCAGAAAUACACCACAGGAAAGCAUACAGCUCUGACAGUUCCACGGAAAAUGUGGAUGCAAAAAUUGCAAAACUUAUGGGAGAGGGCUAUUCCUUUGAAGAAGUCAAGAGGGCACUUGAAAUUGCCCAGAAUAAUGUUGACGUGGCCCGUAGUAUUUUAAGAGAGUUUGUCUGUUUUCCUCCACCGGUCUCACCACGUCUCAAUCUAUAGCAGUGUCAAGAUAUUCUUGGAGCAUGUGAAUUCUACAUAUAUACGCGUGGAUUGAGGAAUGAGAGAAAGAAGAGAACGGAAUAUUUUUCUUCCAUCCUUAGUAGAAGGGUGUUUGUUUCCAGCCACUUAUCAAAGGCUCAUGGCUGCUCUGAUCAAGACUUAUAAAUAUGCUGAGGCUUAUGUAUUUUUGCUAGCCAUACUUUUUUAAAUCAGGGUUGAACUGACAAAAUAAUUUAAAGAAGUUUACUUCCCUAGAACUUUUAAUCUGUGAAAUGCUUUUUCUUGUUUACAAGUUGGCAAGUUAGUUUUCUAGUUGACGCCUGUACUAUGUUCCUGUUCAUAUUCCCUUGUACUUGUGGUCAGUUCUGCUGUAGCAUUCCCAACAGUUUUCAUGCUGACCACCCCAUCAACUAAAUCAUCACUUUCCAGAA